GAAAACGUUGGAUGGAAAAUAAACAACAAUAGAUUAAGAAUUGACCAAAGUAUUUAUGUGAAAAAUCAAACUCAACAAAAAAUUUUGAUAGGUUCAGAAGGCAAAUCAAUCAAAAUAUAG
This is a messenger RNA of Entrophospora sp. SA101, 120 nucleotides long. The record is from the annotation of a GenBank genome assembly. Lineage: Eukaryota; Fungi; Glomeromycota; Glomeromycetes; Entrophosporales; Entrophosporaceae.